This is a messenger RNA of Cyphellophora europaea CBS 101466, 1071 nucleotides long. RefSeq lists its product as uncharacterized. The record is from RefSeq and is a predicted model, not a curated record. Gene Ontology annotation, molecular function: protein-folding chaperone binding. Bases 1 to 1071 code for a protein of 356 amino acids. NCBI's taxonomy places the organism in Eukaryota, Fungi, Ascomycota, Eurotiomycetes, Chaetothyriales, Cyphellophoraceae. The transcript has 2 exons.
AUGGGCGACCGGAGCAGCUGGAGCUACUAUCCGGGUCGCGGCUCCCCCUUCUCGAGCAGCCUUGCUGACAAUGGACCCCGCAAUCUUUCCGGUCAUUUCGAGUACAUAGGCGACGACCACGACCUAUACACUCGAUCGCCUGCCCGCCCAUCCUUCUCCACCAGCAAUGACUACCCCGAACUAGACGACAAUGACCCAAACGCCCCCGACCGCGUCCACUGCCGAUAUAUGGCCUCCAGCUUCCCCGUCGACUUCCCUGCCUACUCCAUCAACGAAGAAAAGACACUUGUUGAAGAUUUACGGAGGAAGGUCGCCGAUCGGCUCGGUGUUGACCCUCGAAAAGUGCGUCUGAUUUACAAGGGCCGUGAUCUGAAGCGCAAUCAACACUCGCUCAAGCGUCACAAAAUGAAGCAGAACAGCGAGGUUUCCGUCGUUAUAACAGAAAGAGCCAUCGACUACUAUGCCGGAGACUCCAACUCAGAGAGCGGCUCCGAUAGAGAUUCCAACAACUUCCUCAGUGCCAACCCUCGCCGUCAGCAGAGACCUCGCGCCCAUUCCACUGUACGCUUCCGAAGUGACGAGAAGAUUCCAGUCCUGGAGCCCAACGGUGGUGGGGCGUACCUCAGUCCCAAUGGUCACGUCCCCUCUACUCCCGUCGACCACGAUCGCUAUCGUGGACGCGAACGCGAGCCCUCAAGGGAGCCGGCACCGCGCCGACGUGAGCCUUCUCGUGAGCCACCUCGCCGCGCCGUUUCACCUGCUCCACCACCGAAGCCUGCUUCGCCGCCUGCCGAUCCAAACAGCCCGCUCGGCAAAGUACAAGCUCUCGCAAGCACCUUCUACACCCAGUUUCUGCCACCUGCAGCCAAAUUUCUCGCUUCACCGCCAGCUGACUCUGCCACUCGGGAAAAGGAGUUUUUGAAACUUAGUGAAUCAAUCAUGGCCAAGGUCGUCCUGGCCGCAGACAAUAUCGAAACCGAGGGCAACAUGGAUGCCAGAAAUGAGAGAAAGGCUCUCAUCAACGAAGCCAAUAAGAUGCUCAAGCAGCUGGAUGUUGCUCGACAUGGUUAA